This is a messenger RNA of Arvicanthis niloticus (Nile rat), 2507 nucleotides long. It is a transcript of the gene Cbs, whose product is annotated as cystathionine beta-synthase. Gene Ontology annotation, cellular component: cytoplasm. Lineage: Eukaryota; Metazoa; Chordata; Mammalia; Rodentia; Muridae. Gene Ontology annotation, molecular function: cystathionine beta-synthase activity. The record is from RefSeq and is a predicted model, not a curated record.
UGUUGUGGGUGGCCCGGUCGGUGCUAGACUGGCUAGGCUCCCCGGAUCCCCAUCUGAGCUGUGAUCCUGUCCGAGCGCGCGCUCCAGCCCAGCCCUGGCCGAGCCGUUUUCCCGCGUCUGAGUCUAGCAGCUGGAACCUGCUCCUUUUUUUUCCCAUCUUUGCUGAGUUUGAGUGGAGCCAGCACUCCCAGAGAGGACGUGAGAGAGCCAACUCCUUAACCAGCAGGUCUCCGCUCACUCUGAAAAUCCUAGCAUGCCUUCAGGGACAUCCCAGUGUGAAGAUGGCUCUGCAGGGUGCCCCCAGCACUUGGGUGUGCACUCAGAAAAGGGACAACCGGAGAAGAGCUCCUCAGGGGACAAGGAACGAGUCUGGAUCCGGCCUGAUACCCCGAGCAGAUGUACCUGGCAGCUGGGCAGGCCUAUGGCGGAUUCCCCGCAUUACCACACAGCGCUGUCCAAAUCCCCCAAAAUUUUGCCAGAUAUCCUGAGGAAAAUUGGGAACACCCCUAUGGUCAGAAUCAACAAGAUCUCAAAGAAUGCCGGACUCAAGUGUGAGCUCUUGGCCAAGUGUGAGUUCUUCAAUGCGGGUGGGAGUGUGAAGGACCGCAUCAGCCUUCGGAUGAUUGAAGACGCCGAGCGAGCUGGAACCUUGAAGCCUGGGGACACGAUCAUUGAGCCAACUUCUGGCAACACAGGGAUUGGGCUGGCUCUGGCUGCUGCUGUGAAGGGCUAUCGCUGCAUUAUCGUGAUGCCUGAGAAGAUGAGUAUGGAGAAGGUGGAUGUGCUGCGGGCUCUGGGAGCCGAGAUUGUGAGGACGCCCACCAACGCCAGAUUCGAUUCCCCGGAGUCCCACGUGGGAGUGGCAUGGCGACUGAAGAAUGAAAUCCCCAAUUCUCACAUUCUGGACCAGUACCGCAAUGCCAGCAAUCCCUUGACGCACUACGAUGACACCGCUGAGGAGAUCCUGCAGCAGUGCGAUGGGAAGCUGGACAUGCUGGUGGCUUCAGUGGGCACGGGUGGCACCAUCACAGGUAUCGCCAGGAAACUGAAGGAGAAGUGCCCUGGGUGUAAAAUCAUCGGGGUAGAUCCUGAAGGGUCCAUCCUUGCGGAGCCUGAGGAGCUGAACCAGACGGAACAAACAGCCUAUGAGGUGGAAGGGAUCGGCUAUGACUUCAUCCCGACUGUCCUGGACAGGGCGGUGGUGGAUAGGUGGUUCAAGAGCAACGAUGAAGAUUCCUUCGCCUUUGCCCGCAUGCUCAUCUCACAGGAAGGACUGCUGUGUGGUGGAAGUUCAGGCAGUGUCAUGGCUGUGGCUGUGAAGGCUGCCCAGGAGCUGCAGGAAGGACAGCGCUGUGUGGUCAUCCUGCCUGACUCUGUGCGGAACUACAUGUCCAAGUUCCUGAGUGACAAAUGGAUGCUGCAGAAGGGCUUCAUGAAGGAGGAGCUCUCAGUGAAGAGGCCCUGGUGGUGGCAUCUGCACGUUCAAGAGCUGAGCCUGUCGGCACCGCUGACCGUGUUGCCUACUGUCACCUGUGAGCACACCAUCGCCAUCCUCCGGGAGAAGGGUUUUGACCAGGCACCCGUGGUCAACGAGUCUGGGGCCAUCCUAGGGAUGGUGACUCUUGGGAACAUGCUGUCAUCCCUGCUUGCUGGGAAGGUGCGGCCAUCAGACGAAGUCUGCAAAGUCCUCUAUAAGCAGUUCAAACCGAUCCACCUGACCGACACACUGGGCAUGCUCUCCCACAUCCUGGAGAUGGACCACUUCGCCCUGGUGGUCCAUGAGCAGAUCCAAUCACGAGACCAGGCCUGGUCAGGAGUGGUGGGGGGGCCCACAGACCGCAGCAAUGGCAUAUCCAGCAAGCAGCAGAUGGUGUUUGGGGUUGUCACUGCCAUUGACCUGCUAAACUUCGUGACAGCCCGUGAGCGGACCCAGAAAUAGAGCCCGGAAGUCAGGACUGGCUUCCAUCCUCCCUGCUGGGGCUUCUUGGCUUUCAGAGACACCUACCAGCUUCCAUGACCAAGUCCAGCAGGUGGCUGCUGAGGCCAGCACCUUCCCCUCCUAACACCCAGUUCCCUAAAUGAAUCUUCUAUGUCCGAGUAGCUUACAUGGGCUUUCCUCUGGUGUCACAGAACUGAAGAAUGUCAGCCAGGAAAGAUGAACACAGACUACAGUAACUACUAGACUCAGGGUGCCCAGAAUAGCGUCCUCUCCAGAGAGGGCUCCGGCAUGGGAAAGGGCAAACUUUGGACUGACUGUGUGCUUGGACUGACUGUGUGCUCAUCCUCAGGGGCGGUGCUGGCCCCAGCAUGGGAGCUUGUGGGUUUUAAAUGAAGGUGCGUUCCUGUGACCUGAGACCCACGGCUGUGAAGUAAACAUGGUGCCUGCACAAAGUGUCACCACCUGGGUCAUGACCCUGCUUAACAAUUCCUCCUCUCAUCCCCCUCCUUCCCUGACCUACUGUCUCGAUGGAUCUCCCUGUUCUGGACUCUUCCUAUAAAUGGAAUCA